Molecule: messenger RNA, 1833 nt
Organism: Pipistrellus nathusii (Nathusius's pipistrelle)
Lineage: Eukaryota; Metazoa; Chordata; Mammalia; Chiroptera; Vespertilionidae
Source: the annotation of a GenBank genome assembly
AUGCCUAAACAAGCUGAUGAAUGUUCUAGAUUCAAGAGAAACUGGAAUGGUCUGGUCAUUUACCAGAACUCACUGAAGCAAACCCUUGCGACAUCUCCAGACACUUCCACCAGCACAGGCAGAAAGCCCAGGGCCCUCCCCCCAGGUGCAGCCUGCAGUAUGGACUCCCACGGGUACAACUGCUUUGUGGACAGAGACAAGAUGGACACUGCCAUCCAGGACCUGGGACCCAAGGAGCUGAGCUGCACUGAGCUGCAAGACCUGAAGCAGCUGGCCCGCCAGGGUUACUGGGCCAACAGCCACGCUCUGCGGGGGAAGGUGUACCAGCGCCUGAUCCGGGACAUCCCCUGCCGCACGGUCACGCCCGAUGCCAGCGUGUACAGUGACAUUGUGGGCAAGAUUGUGGGCAAGCACAGCAGCAGCACCCUGCCCUUGCCUGAGUUUGUCGACAACACGCAAGUGCCCAGCUACUGCCUGAACACACGGGGCGAGGGUGCUGUGCGGAAGAUCCUGCUGUGCAUCGCCAACCAGUUCCCCGACAUCUCCUUCUGCCCCGCUCUGCCGGCGGUGGUGGCCCUGCUGCUGCACUACAGCAUCGACGAAGCCGAGUGCUUCGAGAAGACCUGCCGCAUCCUGGCUUGCAACGACCCCAGCAAGAAGCUGAUCGACCAGAGCUUUCUGGCCUUUGAGUCUUCCUGCAUGACCUUUGGGGACCUGGUGAACAAGUACUGUCAGGCAGCCCACAAGCUGAUGGUGGCCGUGUCGGAGGACGUCCUGCAGGUCUACGCGGACUGGCAGCGCUGGCUGUUCGGGGAGCUUCCCCUCAGCUACUUCGCGCGUGUCUUCGAUGUCUUCCUAGUGGAAGGCUACAAGGUGUUGUACCGCGUUGCACUGGCAAUCCUCAAGUUCUUCCACAAGGUGAGAGCUGGACAGCCACUGGAGUCGGAUAACGUGAAGGAGGACAUCCGCGCUUUCGUCAAGGACAUCGCCAAGACCGUGUCUCCUGAGAAGCUGCUGGAGAAAGCAUUCGCCAUCCGCCUCUUCUCUCGGAAGGAGAUUCAGCUUCUGCAGAUGGCCAACGAGAAAGCUCUGAAGCAGAAGGGCAUCACCGUCAAGCAGAAGAGGCAGUUUGUGCACUUGGCUGUUCACGCGGAGAACUUUCACUCGGAGAUUGUCAGUGUGAAGGAGAUGAGAGAUAUCUGGUCCUGGAUCCCUGAGCGAUUCGCCCUCUGUCAGCCCCUCCUGCUCUUCUCCUCACUGCAGCAUGGGUACAGCCUGAGUAGGUUCUAUUUCCAGUGUGAAGGACACGAGCCCACCCUCCUGCUCAUUAAGACCACACAAAAGGAGGUGUGUGGAGCUUACCUGUCAACAGACUGGAGCGAGAGAAAUAAGUUUGGAGGCAAACUGUGCUUCUUUGGGACCGGAGAAUGCUUUGUGUUUAGGCUGCAGCCGGAGGUCCAGCGCUACGAGUGGGUGGUCAUCAAACACCCAGAGCUGACUAAGCCAAUGUCCUUGGAGAGCACUGCCGCUGCGUCCCGGCACUGCCACGCCAUGUCCUUGUCCUCAUCCUCAGACCCCGCUGACCGCCUCUCACCGUUCCUGGCCACUCGGCACUUCAACCUGCCCUCCAAGACUGAGUCCAUGUUCAUGGCUGGGGGCUGUGACUGCCUCAUCAUCGGUGGAGGGGGCGGCCAGGCUCUCUACAUCGACGGGGACCUGAAUCGGGGCCGCACGGGCCACUGCGACACUUUCAACAACCAGCCCCUCUGCUCUGAGAACUUCCUCAUCGCUGCCGUGGAGGCCUGGGGCUUCCAGGACCCCGACACCUGCUGA